AUGUACAUCUUUCUUGGUAAUCUGUCUUUCAUAGACAUAGUAAUAGCAACCAGUGUUCACCCUAAGUUCAUAACAAUGGUUUUACAGAAUGACUUUACCAUAUCAUUUUCAGGUUGUUUUAUCCAAAUGUAUGUGUAUUUGGGUGUUCAAACUGUUGAAGGAUUUCUCCUGUGUGUGAUGGCUUAUGACCGAUAUGUAGCCAUCUGCAAUCCUCUUCGUUACAGCAGUAUAAUCUCUGGGAAGGUAUGUGCUCUAAUGGUAGCUAUAGCAUGGGUGUCUGGUCUCCUAAUUGGCUAG
Messenger RNA from Hypomesus transpacificus, 297 nucleotides. Its product is annotated as olfactory receptor 2K2-like. Gene Ontology annotation, molecular function: G protein-coupled receptor activity. Bases 1 to 297 code for a protein of 98 amino acids. NCBI's taxonomy places the organism in Eukaryota, Metazoa, Chordata, Actinopteri, Osmeriformes, Osmeridae. The transcript has 2 exons. Gene Ontology annotation, biological process: G protein-coupled receptor signaling pathway. The record is from RefSeq and is a predicted model, not a curated record. Gene Ontology annotation, cellular component: membrane.